Messenger RNA from Carlito syrichta (Philippine tarsier), 1629 nucleotides. RefSeq names its product F-box protein 27 (gene FBXO27). Gene Ontology annotation, molecular function: ubiquitin protein ligase activity; protein binding. Gene Ontology annotation, cellular component: cytoplasm; SCF ubiquitin ligase complex. The transcript has 5 exons. The record is from RefSeq and is a predicted model, not a curated record. NCBI's taxonomy places the organism in Eukaryota, Metazoa, Chordata, Mammalia, Primates, Tarsiidae. Gene Ontology annotation, biological process: glycoprotein catabolic process; SCF-dependent proteasomal ubiquitin-dependent protein catabolic process. The coding region runs from base 27 to 872 and encodes 281 amino acids.
CCGCAGCCGGGCUUGGCGAGGGGACCAUGGGCGCCUCGGCCUCCAGGGGCCGGGAUGCCCGGGUCCCCGCGCCGGAACCCGAGGAGGCCCUGGACCUGAGCCGGCUGCCACCGGAGCUGCUCAUGGUGGUGCUGAGCCACGUGCCCCCCCGCACGCUGCUGAGGCGCUGCCGCCAGGUGUGCCGGAGCUGGCGCGCCCUGGUGGACGGCCAGGCCCUGUGGCUGCUGAUCCUGACCCGCGACCACGGCGCCGCCGGCCGCGCCCUGCUCCCGCUGGUGCGCAGCCGCCUGCCCUCCGUCUGCGACGACAAGCCCUGCUUCCUGAGACGCUUCUGCGUGGGCAGACCCAUCGGGCGCAACCUCAUCCGCAACCCCUGCGGCCAGGAAGGUCUCCGAAAAUGGAUGGUGCAGCAUGGUGGGGACGGCUGGGUGGUGGAGGAAAACAGGACAUCCGUGCCUGGGGCCCCUUCGCAGACCUGCUUCGUGACUUCCUUCAGCUGGUGUCGCAAGAAGCAGGUCGUGGACCUAGAGGAGGAAGGUCUGUGGCCAGAACUGCUGGAUAGUGGCUGGAUUGAGAUUUGUGUCUCUGACUGGUGGGGAGCCCGACAUGACAGUGGCUGUAUGUAUCGACUCCUUGUCCAACUUCUAGAUGCCAACCAGACUGUUCUAGAUAGAUUCUCUGCUGUGCCCGAUCCCAUCCAGCAGUGGAACAACAAUAUCUACCUGCAGGUCACCCAUGUGUUCUCCAAUAUCAAGAUGGGCGUCCGCUUUGUGUCUUUUGAACACCGGGGCCAGGACACACAGUUCUGGGCUGGCCAUUAUGGAGCCCGUAUGACCAACUCCAGUGUGAUCGUGCGAGUCCGUCCGUCCUAGCCAAAGGCUGCCCUUCUCGCAAAAUGGCCUGAUCGUGCCUUCCAGAACCUGGGACCACUGACUGGGAUGUCUCAUUAAUGAAGUGUUCCCUGGUGUACUGGGAACUCCUGGGUGUGGUCAAGGGUCCUGUUGGGGCCUGUCUUCAGAUUCUGGAAAUUAUCAGAAGGUUCUGUCUACUGCUGCUGCUUUAGGGGGAGGGACUGCUCUACUAAGGGGAGACCUUCAGGUGACCAUGGGGGAAUUUCCAUUCUGGAGAAGACUUCUCACCUCCCCUCUCCUGACUCCCCAGCAAUCUUCUAAUUCAGUCCCAGCCCCCUCCAUUCAGGCUCCUCCCCUCUGUCCCAUUGAUACCUCCUAUUGUUUCUGCUUCAGGGACUUACUUGGUCCCUUCAGGGAGGCUGUCUACUCUGAGCGGAGAAUCACAUCCUUAGGGCUAGCAAAAUUCCACCUGCCUUGGGUAGUGAACUUAACCUCCUGACGCUUCUGAGCUACAGGGCUGGGACCAGGUCUUGCAGCUGGAAGUCAACUAGGUUAAAAAAAUAUAUAUGUUUGGAGAUGGAGGGUUCUCCUCACAUUGAAAACUGAGAUGGUCCCUUGAGCCCAGCCCUGAUCCUUGAAGACUUGUAAUUGUGGUAUUUCAAAUUAUUUUAUUUUUCGUCUUGACAUGUUUUUCAAACAGUGAGAGAAUAAUAUAUCAGCAGCAUGUAUCUGCCAAUUGUAUGUAAUAAAUUUAUUAUUUUGCCAAAACUGCUUCAAA